This is a messenger RNA of Phymastichus coffea, 400 nucleotides long. RefSeq lists its product as uncharacterized. The record is from RefSeq and is a predicted model, not a curated record. The transcript has 3 exons. Bases 61 to 345 code for a protein of 94 amino acids. NCBI's taxonomy places the organism in Eukaryota, Metazoa, Arthropoda, Insecta, Hymenoptera, Eulophidae.
AGCGGGCAAAGUAUCAGUUGAAUCGUUGAAUUCUCUGCAGCGCGAGAAAAAGAAAUAACCAUGAAAUUCUUGACUGUGUUCGCUGUUCUUUGCCUCGUGGCUUACUCCACUCAGAGCCCAUUGUACAAGGAUUGCUACGACAGCGUGAAGGAACUCUUCAAUGAGAGUCAGUGCAUGAACAUCGAGUGCUUCUCCUUCAAGAACGAGACUAUCAGCAUCGCCACGUUGACCGCCAACACUUGCCCGUUCCUAAGAUGCGAGGAGGGUAAGAAACUGAAGGAUGUAACUCCAGGCAACGAAACCGCCGUCUACCCUGGCUGCUGCGAUACCCCCGUUUGCCAAUAAGCAAUCUAGUUCGCCAUGUUUCACCUUGAUAGAACAAUUGAAUAAAUUGCAUUUC